AUGAUUGAAAGAUCUAAAUAAUUAUAAAUAAAACCUCUAACAGAACAAGAUUUUAAAAUUUUAUUUGAAAAAGUCCUCCAAAAACCAUUCUCUUAAAUCCAAUAAGAAACCGAAAAUUUCAUUUAAAAAUAAAAAGAAGUUCCAAAAGUCUCUUAAUAAUAGCCAUUUUCUCAACCCCAACCUUAAAAAACAGUAUAAUAAAUACCUCAAAAAUAAUCCUUUUAAAGCCUAUAAAAUACUACCUAAAACUAAAACACAUAAAAAAAAAAUACUGAAAAACACCUCUGGACACACAAAUACUCACCCUAAUAUCUCGAUAGUUGUGUAGGAAAUUUCCAACAAAUAAAAAAGAUUGAACUAUGGUUACAAAACUGGCAUUCAGUCGUUAUAAAAAAAGAAACUAAAGGCCAAUCUAAAAACUGGAAAGAAAAUACAAGUGCAAAAGCCUGUUUAAUAUCCGGACCUCCGGGUAUUGGUAAGACUUCAACAGUACGACUUUUGGCCAAAAAAUACGAAUAUCAAAUAAUAGAAUGGAAUGCAUCAGAUGUCAGAAGUAAAAAUUAACUAGAAUAAUUAGUAAAGCCCUUAAGUUCUAAUUGCGUAUUAGGAUAAUCCAAUAGAAAUAAUAAAGCGAUUAUUUUAAUGGACGAGAUUGAUGGAAUGUCCUCUGGAGAUAUAGGAGGAAGCUAAUAAUUACUCAAAAUAAUAAAAGAAACUUAAAUUCCUAUUUUUUGUGUAUGUAAUGAUAGAUAUAAUUAAAAAUUAAAAUCUAUUGCUAACUACUGUUAUGAUAUUAGAUUUUUCAAACCGCAAAAACAAUAAGUAGCAGCACUUUUAAGUAAAAUUUGUGUUUAGGAAAAAAUUAAAGCAGAUAAUCUUGGGCUUGAACUUUUGGCCGAAAACGCUAAUUGUGAUAUUAGAUAGGCUAUUAAUUAUUUAUAAAUGGAAUCUUAAAAUAAAAAUAAUAAUAUUUUUUCAAUUAAAAGCUUAAAAUUAGCUUCUAAAGAUGAUAUGGUUUCUCUUAAUAUUUUCGAGGCUUAGGAAACAACUUUAGAAAACGGAAUAAGAAUAUGUAGUGAAAGUUGGCCAUCACCAAUAUGCACAGUUGCAGCAUUUAUAAAAUGUGGAAGUCGAAGUGAAACAUUAGAAACAUCAGGAAGUGCUCAUUUUUUGGAACAUUUGCAUUUUAAAGGAACUUAAAAACGUUCUCGUAUAUAAUUAGAAUUAGAAAUAGAAAAUAAAGGAGGAUAAUUAAAUGCAUAUACAUCUCGAGAAAACACUUGUUAUACAAUGAAUGUAUUCAAAAACGAUUUAGACUGGAGUUUAGAAUUAUUAUCAGAUAUUUUAUAAAAUUCCAAAUAUGAAACCAGUGCUGUAGAAGACGAAAAAAAUACAAUAUAUACUGAAUUAAUAGAAACCUAAAAAAACUUAAUGGAAACCACAAUAGAAAUUUCUCAUAAAGGAGCUUACAAAGGUCAUUAAAUGGCGCUACCUAUAUUAGGAGAAAUAAAUAAUAUAUUCUCUGUAACCAGAGAUAUGGUACUAGAAUAUCACAAUAGAAAUUAUUUUGGUGAAAACCUAAUAAUAAUAGGUGCAGGAGAUCAUGACCAUUAAAAAUUAGUUGAAAGUGUGCAAACUCACUUCGCAAAAAUGCCCAAAAAAUCUCCAAUUUAAACUUUGCUAUAAAAUUAGGACAUACCAAAGUUUAACAGUGAAGUAAGCUUAUUUAAAAAAGAUGAUGAUAGUAAAAAUUUAAAUUAUUCUUUUAUGCAAGAAGCUCCUUCUUGGAGAGAUCCUGAUUAUUAUUCGUUUUUAAUUGUAUAAAGAAUUUUAGGUGAUAAACCAUAAUCUUUAUUAGACAUAGAAUUAUUAAAUAACUCUGAUGUUAAUAUUUAUUAAAAAAUGUUGAAUUAAAUUGAAGGUGUAGAACUUUAGAAUGGAGUGUAUACACCAUAUAAUGAUACUGCUCUUUUUGGAAAUUAUUAUAAUGGAAGCCCUGAAUCGUUAGGUUAAAUUUUGUAGUUAUAACAAACUAUUUGGUAGAAAAUUAGAAACUUUAUUACUGAUAAGGAAAUUUAAAGAGCUAAAAAAAAACUUUAUAUUGAAUUAUUUUAACAUGAAACCGGAAAUGAUAUUUCUUAAGCAAUUGGAAAUCAUAUCCUAUAUUUAAAUAGAAGAAUUUUUAGAUCUGAAAUAGCAUAUAGAAUUGCUGCUUUGAAUAAGGAUGAUAUUGUUUAAGCUAUUGAUUAAUGGUGUGUUGAUAAACCUUAUUCUAUUACAAUAUGGGGAAAAGUAGAUGAUUUAAUUAAUUAAGCAUCAAAUAUUUAAUAAUAAUGA
Molecule: messenger RNA, 2337 nt
Organism: Ichthyophthirius multifiliis
Lineage: Eukaryota; Ciliophora; Oligohymenophorea; Hymenostomatida
Product: mitochondrial processing peptidase beta, putative
Exons: 8
Biological process (GO): proteolysis
Cellular component (GO): mitochondrion
Molecular function (GO): ATP binding; ATP hydrolysis activity; metalloendopeptidase activity
Source: RefSeq, a predicted model, not a curated record